This is a messenger RNA of Anthostomella pinea, 1440 nucleotides long. NCBI's taxonomy places the organism in Eukaryota, Fungi, Ascomycota, Sordariomycetes, Xylariales, Xylariaceae. The record is from the annotation of a GenBank genome assembly.
AUGCCUUUCUCAUACGGCAAUCAGGGAAACGGUGAAUAUGGCUGGAGGCGACACUGGGGGUUAAAACUAAAAUGGACACCAGAACAUCUCACGCCCGAAGACUUGGAGCCAUUGACCCAGACGUACGAUACUGUUGGCCAAGAUGCCGUCGAGAGGCUGGAUGAGAUAGCACCACCACCAUAUGCGUUGGCGCCACCCAAGGAUGGAAAUAUCGAGGGGGGAUUCAAGCCGGAUGGAGAGAAGAGACCACGUCGAGAUCUAUACGAGUUGGUACAGGAGCACGCAUCCACGGACGACAAGAUUGGGAGAUUUUGGACUGAAAUCAACACGAUACCGGAGUGGGUAGACUGGGAGCAAAUAGAAAGGGGUCAAAAGAUUUUCUUUCGGUACGGGGGUCCGGCUAUCACCAGUUUGACUUUCUUAUCGUUACUCGGCGGUAUGGGCAGCGGAAGAACAGUCGAGACUCUGGACCGCACAGGAGGCUUCGGAGUAAACGUCGUCCGCCGCCGGCUCCUCGAGACCACGCAGCAUACUCUGAACGUACACCGCGAUCUAGACUCCAUCAAGCCCGGCGGCGACGGUUUCGUAAACUCAGUUCGAGUGCGACUCCUGCACACGGCAGUGCGCCGGCGGAUCUUGCAUAUGGCGGAGCAGAGGCCCGACUACUACAACGUCGCCAAAUACGGCGCCCCCGUCAACGACCUCGACUGCAUCGGCACCAUCAACACCUUCUCGGCUACGGUGAUCUGGUUAGGCCUGCCGCGCCAGGGCAUCUGGCUGCGGCAGCAGGAGAUCCUCGACUACCUCGCGCUGUGGCGGUACGUCGCCUACCUCAUGGGCACACCCCACGACUGGAUGGCGACUCCUGAUUCCGCGAAACGCAUGAUGGAGUCGCUUCUAGUGUCGGAGAUCAGGCCAUCGAAGGCGUCGGCUAACCUGGCCAACAACAUCAUCACGGGGCUCGCAGGUCAGGCGCCGACGUUCGCCUCGCGGGAGUUCCUGUGCGCCGAGACGUACUGGCUUAACGGCAGCGAGCUCGCGAAGGCACUGGCGGUCGAGCGCCCGAGCUUGUAUUACUUCGCGCUUGUGCUGGGACAAAAUCUACUCUUCAUGACCCUGAGCUACAUUAACCGCAGUUUCACCUAUCUGGAUGAGCGGAAUAUCAAGUUCGUCCGCAGGGCCUUCUUCAAAGUCCUCCUGCACGACAAGUCCAUCGGCGGCCUGGGCUACACGACCAAGUUCAACUUCAAGCACAUACCGGAAUUCGAUAAGAUGUCGACCGAGCGGGGUCUCGCGCCGGCCGACUCGGGCGCCGUCCGGCGGCCCGGCAUCGAGCGCACCGCACUGCUGUCGCUGCUGUCGUUCUCGGCCCUGGCUGGCGUGGUGCUGUGGUGUGGCGUUAGGGCUGUGGCUGGGGUUGUGCGGUGGGUGUGGAGGUGA